Cryptococcus wingfieldii CBS 7118 is the source of this 1074-nucleotide messenger RNA. RefSeq lists its product as hypothetical. Lineage: Eukaryota; Fungi; Basidiomycota; Tremellomycetes; Tremellales; Cryptococcaceae. The record is from RefSeq and is a predicted model, not a curated record. The coding region runs from base 1 to 1074 and encodes 357 amino acids. The transcript has a single exon.
AUGUCCUUCUCCCAUACUGCUCCCAAGCCCGAGCCAAAGACACUCUGGGAGCUCAGAUACAUCAUCCUCGACGAUCUCAUCUUUCACGAUGCUCCCCGCAAAUACAUGCAGCUCUCCCGCUGGCACUUUCAGCGAGCCAUUCCCGGCAUCUAUCGCCGAAUCACCCUCUCUCGCAAGCUUUUGGAAAGGAUCUACGACGAUAUUGAUGAUACUGUCUUGCGCCGAUGCUUGAGCUAUGUGGAGGUUCUCGUGGUGCGGGAUCUCCAGUGCGUGUUGGAUCUGAACGAAGUCGCCCAUGGGAGAAAGCUCCCGGGAACGCCGGGCAAUGAUACGAUACAUCGAGACAUCGGUGUGCACUUCCCCAACGCCAAAGCUCUCGAGUUUCCAGUGUCAUCAUUCAACGCUUUCUCUGCUCGCCGAACGCUCUCGAGUGCCCCAGACCUGCCACUAGACAUCCACCAGCCGCUUCCUCCCAAGCCAUCAUUUGUCGAGUCGGAGGACUUGCCCUCCAUCGACAUGCCCCUGGGUACCGACGAUAUCUCCAUCGCCAAGGUUCUUGGAUCGUCUUGUACCGAGAUUAUCGUUCGCUUUGACGAAAGUCCGGCCUACGCUCAGCACGUAAUCGGGCUGCACAAGCUCAGUCAGCUCGUCGGCCGGGGUAUCGAAAUUUUGAGCUUUUUGUUGACUGACUCUGCCCCUAGUUCGAAAGGGACAUGGACGUCUGUCACGAUGCAGGCCCACUGCGAGAGGGCCCUUGAAUGUACAGUAUGUGGACAGCGUGAAGAGACAAAUGUGAAGAAGCUGCCGAUAAUUAAGAACGUGUUUGAUUGCACAAGUGAGCCAAAGAACAAGCAUCUCGGCAGCCUUGACUGCCGGAUGAGCCAGUCGCUCAACCGAUGGGUCAAGCAGCCAAGGGGGAACGCCGAGAAUGAACGUGAGGUCGAGUAUCAUGUCAAGGAUGCGGAAGCUGUACGGACUCGUCUCUUCAAGAAAGAUCCUUCUUUGAAGUGGUAUCACGAAAACGGGUACAUGUCCUUUGUGGAGCUGGAGGACAACAACAAGUGGUCUGAAUGA